GUUCGUCUGAUGAACUCCACCUAGUCCCGCCGCCGCCUCGGUAGUCCCAUCGCUGCGGCCGUAGCAGGCCACUCUGGUGUAGGAAUUCGAGCUUGCCGUCGUCUCCACCGCAGCCGGGAGCGGUGUCGAUUCCUACGAUGCCCAGACGACGCGCCGGCUCGCCGCCGACUCCCCACAAUCCGACGCGGCGGCGGCAGAGUCUCACCCCCAUCCGGAACCCCGAACCGGCAAUCGAGAUGGAUGUUUCUCUGCUGCAAGAGAGCGGCGAAGACAGAGCUCAAAUAUCCUCUAGGCCUCCAGCAGGAAUAGCUCUGGCUCCGGCGGCAGCGGCGGCUCGAGCGGCGCUUGCCAGCAAUUCCCAUGUUUCCUUGCUAGCAGGUUUGUUCCCUGAAACUGAACUGUCUGAUGAGGAGGAACUUCAGCAUUCGGUGGUACCUAGUCCCCAAGAGGCAGUGCCACAACCACCACAAUUCCCAGCACAACACAUCAUUGUUCCGAGGAGAGUUGAUGAGAAGGGGAAAGAGCCUGAGGAGGCUUCCAAACAAAUAUGUGGGAUCUGUCUCUCAGAGGAGCAGAGAACCACAUUACAGGGUUUGCUUAAUUGCUGCUCACAUUACUUCUGCUUCACAUGCAUCCUGGAGUGGUCAAAGGCGGAGUCGAGGUGCCCAGUGUGUAAAAGGCGUUUCAACACAAUUACAGUGGCAGAUGAAGGAUCAGGGCUGAGGAGUACUGCUAUUAGGGUACAAAAACGUGAUCAGGUAUACCAGCCCAGUGAAGAAGAAAUGGAUCCAUAUGAAAAUACUAUAUGCAUUGAGUGCAAUCAAAGUGGUGAGGACAAUCUCAUGUUGCAGUGUGAUGUAUGUGAGUCCUCUGCACAUACUUUUUGUGUUGGUUUGGGAAGAGAAGUACCAGAAGAGAGCUGGUCUUGUGGUGGGUGUAGAUUCACUGUGGAGGGGCCUUCUUAUGCACAAACACAGGAUCAGGUGGUUAACCAUGGAGAAAGUAAUAUGAACACUGCUGACACCAGUUCUAGUUCGUUUGGCAGAUCUGUAUUGAAUGGGGUAUCCCAGAGACCACCUCCACCACUAAACAUCCACCAGCCUUCUUUGCAAGGGUUUGAUCUGAAUCUCUCUCCAAUAGAAACCCCUGACGAAGAUAAGCGGGCUGAGUCGCAUAUCUCAGUUGAACCUGCAUUAAUCCCUACUGUGAGAUACUCUACUCUGGAUAGGAGGCGUGCCUUGAACCGGCGUAUUCACACUCUUCUGUCUAGACGUAGGGCUGCAACUCAUGCGUUGCAGAACGGUGUUGAAAAUUUCCGAGAAGUAGCAAAUGCCAAGGACCAGCUGAUUCCUUUUGUCAAGAAGAGCAUCAAGGACAUCUGUGCUCAGUCUCCACUGGAUGAAACUGCUUUCAUGAAUGUAGCACGGCGGGCAACAAACACUAUCUUGGCGUUGUCUGGGAUUGAGCACAACAGGGAUAGGGUUGUUGCUACACCUUUUCCUUUUCCUAGCCAUUGCUGCCAUGCCUGUGAUGGCCGAGAACCAGCAUUUCUCAUGAGAAGUAUCUGCUCAGCAUGCUUCAACUCUUUUGUGGGCAAGGUCGUCGGUCACAUCGCAAAUAUGUUUUCCUGAAGUUGAUGGUGCUGGAGAUCCCUGACGAGAAGUGUUUUGAGAGGCUCGUGGAAUAAUUUUGUAAGUAGUUUGAACUGGCGCGCGAUCUGCAUCCGAAAUUUGCUGGUAUCCAGUAUUGCGAGAUCUGCCUGUCAUACUGGUGCCUGAGUACUUGCUCGGGUGCAGCCGUUCAGCCUGCCAAUUGGGCAGAUCUUUCAAAGCCCAAUCUUCGGAAGGACUUGGAUAUCUAUGUGGAAUUUUAUUCGAUGCCCGUGUUUUUGAAGUGUUUGCUGUGGUUUGAGCUUUCCCCUUUUAGUUGCUUAGUAGUAGCAUCUGAUCCAGGUGCAUCAAAAAGGUUUUGCACCUGGCAUCCCAAGCCCGGCUGCGUCAGGAAGGGAUAAAGCAAUUCCUAGCACAAAGGAAGAGAAUACAUAUUCCUUCUCUGUUAGG
Molecule: messenger RNA, 2060 nt
Organism: Lolium rigidum
Lineage: Eukaryota; Viridiplantae; Streptophyta; Magnoliopsida; Poales; Poaceae
Exons: 5
Coding region: 138-1631 (497 amino acids)
Source: RefSeq, a predicted model, not a curated record